Molecule: messenger RNA, 1882 nt
Organism: Pyrus x bretschneideri (Chinese white pear)
Lineage: Eukaryota; Viridiplantae; Streptophyta; Magnoliopsida; Rosales; Rosaceae
Exons: 5
Coding region: 1029-1304 (91 amino acids)
Source: RefSeq, a predicted model, not a curated record
GUCACCUUUGUUCAACUUAAAUUUAGUUUUUUUUUUUUCCUCAAAUUUAUUUGAUGGCAUGAUUUUUUGAUCCUUACUAAAUAGUUGUUAAGAAAUGUUGAAAUUUUUAAUAGUUCUGAAUCUUCUGAUUUCUUCUGAAUUUGUUUUUGUGUUUUACUAUCAUGUCUCAUGCUUUCGAAUAUAAUUGGGUAAAUUUUCCCAAGAAAUGGGUAAUAAAUGGAAGGCUCAUAACAUGUAAUAGAAGAGAGUUAUCAAUGAUGAUAAUAAUAUUUUACUAUUAAGUACUUCAGUUGGACAUCUCACAAGACAUAAAAGCCCUGUAAGUUUUCUUCUUUUUCAAAGUGCAUGUCUUUUUGGUGAUUCUUUCAAUGCUUGGACAUCUGUUAAUUUUGUGUGAUUUUGCUUUGGAUGGUUGUUGGGUUUGAUUGGAUUGUACACUUAUUUAAAAAUGGAUAAUCAUUCUUCGAGUUAAUGGCUGAAUUGUAGGCUUGGCUUGAUUUUGCCUUUUAAUUUCCUCUAAAGUUGUAGGUUAUAAUUCAAAUUAUGGCUAUCUUGAAGCAUGUAUAAUUUUUGUUCUCUUUUAUGAAUUCAGAAUAGGCGUGUGUGUGUGUGUGUGUGCAUGUGUGAUUAAAGCAAUGAUGUUUUUGUUUGAAAUUUCGAAAGUGUUUGUUUUCCAGAUUUUUAAUCACUAAUCUGUUAGAAGCCAAAGGAUUCAUAUGCAGACAAAAUGUUUGGUGUGUAAAGUUUAAAAGAAUUCAUUUUUAUGAAAAAGAUAAAUAGGUAACUAUAAGAACCUGCUUUGGUUAUAUUAACGGGGGAAUGCAACUAUAACAAUUCAUUAAAUGCGAUGAUAUAAUCUGAUAGUAUGGAUUCUUUUAAAGAUUUUUUGCGAUUAUUUUACAGUAAGUAUGUUGAGUAAUUUUCUGGAGAGUAAACCUUUUAGAUUUGAAUAUGCAGCAAUUAAUGCACUAGAAGGAUUCCUCUUUCAAUGGUGAUUUGUCUUUUUGACAUAUUCAUUGCAAGGACAAAUGAGAAGUAAUCGGAGGCUGUUGUACCUUACAUUAAGAGUGAACAGUUCAUCCUUUGCGAAGGACAAAACAGGAGACAAGGUUUUUUACUCCAUAUGGGACGGAGAGAUAGUGAGCCAAAACAAAUCACAAAGGCAAACACACAACAGUUUGAUGAGGUGCUGUAAAAUUGCUGAAAAAGGCUGCUUCCUCAACAAUCAACAGUACUGGAGAAAACCUUUUAGCGUUGCAGUGCAUUAUGGCUACGGAAUCACCAAAGUGUAUAACUGUGAUUGAUGGAUCCUUCACUACUGAGGACCGUCUUCGAUGAGGUAGGCCGCUGCCUUCUCUUGGUUCUUACAGCAAGACUUCAAGGAGGAUAGGCCUUUCUUAGACUUUGUCUCUCAUAUCGAUCCCAGGCGCAUUUCCCAGUACUGCAUCAAGAGUAGGUUGUUUCUCGCCGUGCCAAUCCAUUUUGAGUUCUCUUGCAGUGAGGCCACUGGCUGGGCAAAUUGAAUGGAUACUGAGCUUCGGUUUGUGAAGCAGUGCACGACCCUGACAAUGGCCAAGGCUUUGGACGCUGUCUUCAUGACCAAGAAGUAGGUUAUUCGCCUUGAGCCUGAACUUCUUCGCCAUGUUGUUAGGAGGUAGAGCUUAGAGAUCCAUUACUUUGUUUGUGCCUGGGGAGAAUGUACCCUCACUCUGGAAGAUGUCGCCAAUAUCAUGCAUUUUCCAAUUGCGGGUAAUGUGGAUCCCUUCCACUAUGUUAUUCCUCAUGUAGAUGCUGAUACCUUUGAUAUUUCUAACUCUCGGUUUUUUUUUUUCUGAACCUUGAGAUGUUGUAAUAGCGGGCUAUGAAGACAUUUUUUUCCUCA